AUGCUGGGCGGGGCAGGGCUGGACUGGGAGGUCAUCUGGCUCUGGCUCGUGGUCGUUCUGGCUGCGGACGUGGUGGGGUACUUUUUCCGCGGGGUGCAGGCAGCAUGGAUGAAGCGCCAGAUCAGCGUCACAGACCCUGCCAUUUCCAUCGUCAUGAGCGUCUUCCCCGUUCUGGGGCCACGGGUGGAUCUGCUUAAGGAUUGCCUGUUUGCUGGCGCCGUGUUCCAGCUCGCGGCCUGCCAAGCGGACGGCUCAUGGAGACGCACCGCAGGCUUUCGGGUUGGGAACGCCGCGCUCCUCACCAUUUUCCUGCCGGCACCGGCCUUGCAUGGCCCUUACCUCUAUGCGUGGUGCAGAUGGGAAGAGCCAGAAAUGCCAGAAAUGGCGAAAGGUGCUUGUCCAGAAAGGUGGAUGCAGACUGACGACGCAUCCGUGCUUAUGUCGGUCCGUGCCUCGUGCAAGGUUCUGGUUCGCAACGACCAG
Messenger RNA from Symbiodinium necroappetens, 483 nucleotides. The record is from the annotation of a GenBank genome assembly. Lineage: Eukaryota; Dinophyceae; Suessiales; Symbiodiniaceae.